GUCUGCACCCCGUGGCGCGACUCUGGAUUCCUGCGCUGACCACGCUCGCGUUACUCUGGUCACCCGGCGCGCGAGGGGAGGCCGUCUGCUGGGGUCAUGGAUUUUGAGAAUCUUUUCUCAAAACCCCCCAACCCCGCCCUCGGCAAAAAACCGCUCCCGGACGCUGAGGAAAGAAUCGAUGAUGAAAUAGAUGAUACAGAAGUUGAAGAAACACAAGAAGAGAAAAUAAAAUGGGAAGUAAAACUGGAGUGUGAGCAAAUUCCCAAAAAAUUUAGGCAUUCUGGAAACUCCACGUCACCAAAGGCUUUGCUGCGUAGAAAAUCAAGGAGUAAGGACUAUGAUUCAUACAGUGAUAAUGAUGUCUGCAGCCUGGAACCGGAGGACAAUUUUGCCAAAGAGCUUCAGCAGUACAUAAAAGCUAAAGAGAUGGCAAAUGCCACUCAGCCCCCACCAUUUUCUGAAGAAUCUACAAAGAAAGAAGGAGCCAAAGAUAGCCAGCAGGCUGCUAAAUCAAAAAACAAAAACCUUAAAGCUGGUCACAAACAUGGUAAACAGAAGAAAAUGAAACGAAAAUGGCCUGGCCCUGGAAACAAAGGCCCAAAUGCCUUACCAAGAAACAGCAGCUCACAGAAAGAGGAAGAUCAACCUAAAGAGAAGAAGCAGCAUGUGAGAAUGAGUCAGGGAUUCAUCAACCAACAUACAGUGGAACGAAAGGGAAAACAAAUCUGCAAAUAUUUUCUUGAAAGGAAAUGUAUUAAGGGAGACCAGUGUAAAUUUGAUCAUGAUGCAGAGAUAGAAAAGAAAAAGGAAAUGUGUAAGUUUUAUGUACAGGGUUAUUGUACCAGAGGAGAAAACUGUCUAUAUUUGCAUAAUGAAUAUCCUUGCAAGUUUUACCACACAGGAACAAAAUGUUAUCAGGGAGAAUAUUGCAAGUUUUCACAUGCUCCACUUACUGCUGAAACACAGGAACUGUUGGCUAAAGUUUUGGAUAGUGAAAAGAAGUCAUGCAAAUGAAAUAGACAUAGAAAGCUUGUACAAAUGGAGAAUGCUUACCCUGUGCCUGUUCAAGACUGGUGGUCUGGAGUAGUUUACAAGAUUCCUCAUCCAGAGCACCCUCUUGUGUCAUCGUGAUGGUUCAGUUUCUUUAGUGGGUGGUGCAGAGGGACAGAAUCUAAUGCACCAGAGGAGGGGUCGGUCUUCACAGGGAUGCUCCGGCUGUUGGCGCAGCAGAGGAGCAUGCAUGGCAGAUAUGCUGACUGCUGGGCAAGCGUUGUGAUAAAUCACAGAAGUCUUCUGAUUGAUUGAGAUUUCUCAAUACAGUAGGAAGCGAAGUUAGUCUGAGUGAAGAUGGAUAAAGAAUAAAGGAGGUUUGAGAAUAGAAAAUUGUUAGGAAUGCAUUGAGAUAACAAAAAUAGUUCUCUAUGUCAGUAAAUACUUUGCAGUGUACUUUUAAUGAUCACUCACAGUUCCACUUUAAAUAAAGUACGAUUCUAUGAUUUUUUUAAACCAA
Messenger RNA from Sciurus carolinensis (gray squirrel), 1510 nucleotides. RefSeq names its product zinc finger CCCH-type containing 8 (gene Zc3h8). Gene Ontology annotation, cellular component: nucleus. The record is from RefSeq and is a predicted model, not a curated record. Gene Ontology annotation, molecular function: metal ion binding; RNA binding. The transcript has 9 exons. Lineage: Eukaryota; Metazoa; Chordata; Mammalia; Rodentia; Sciuridae. The coding region runs from base 97 to 1014 and encodes 305 amino acids. Gene Ontology annotation, biological process: negative regulation of DNA-templated transcription.